AUGAUCAACGAGCCAACCCCAGCCCCGGACGUCGAUCCCGGCGUCGACCCAACUCAAGCAGUCGAAUUGACGGACGACUCCGUGAUGGAGCACGAUGGGCCCCCGGUGAAGAUCCAAAGGACGGACCCCGAGGAGUCGCAAGUCACCGUGAGUUGGACCCAGUUCGAGUCGGACCUCAGUGAGAUCCCACUCCCCGAAGAAGUUUUGAACUUCAAAGAUCCAAAUAUUCCAAAAAAAGACCAAGAACAACUAGCGGGUCUCCAAGCUUUCCAACUCCGAGAGGAGUCAGAAAAAGACUCCGACUCGGAAGCCGAUCCAGAUGAGCAACUGGAAUUCGAAAUCGAAGCGCUUCCCGAAGAAAGGCCAGCCCCAAGGUUGCUAAUCGAUCUUUCGCAUCGCCCAUCGCGCAACUCCUACCCCGACAAGCCCAGCGAAGAAGAAGCGGAACAGGAGCUGAACCAUCCCUGGUCCUACCGAGCCUUGGAACAGCCGAGAUGCACUCUCGAGGAGCUGCGUCAACUGAACGUCGAUUUCAGCGACACCUUCCCUUCCAGAUCCAUCAGGAGGCAACGCAAACUCAACAACUACAGGCAGCUCCACGCCCCGAUCAGGUACACCAAGGACGAUGAACCGAUCUACCCAAUACACGGAUUGACCCACCUGGACGACGUCCGGGCCUUCCGCAAACAUGCGAAGGAAGUCCUGAUCCGAUACACCAACAACCCAGGACUGGUCGCACACGAGGAACCGAGCAGCAAAGCACCCAAAAGACCGCAGAAAGCAGGAACUUGGCCAACAACGGAUCAGCCUCGCAUGCCGAUUCUGUACCGCAUAAUAGCAUACAGAACAGCACGCGGUUUCCUCCUCGAGGCCGUUAAUAUUGAGGUGUUCGCGAAAUUUGAGGAAUUGAGAUUUAUUUCGCUAGAUAGCAAAUCCCUCGACCGAGCAAACGAUACGGCGGGUCUACACACACUCCAAGGUGCAAUUGGUGAUUUGAUUUGGGUAGUCGAACUGUCAAUCCCAAACGUUUUCAUUCGGGAAAAUAUGGUCGAGAAGACGCGAGCCGAAUCCCGGAUCCGGGGGAUCCCGCUCAAGGACCGUAAGACCGUCUUUAGGGCAAGCAUUUUCGAAGCGAUCCAACGCACCGAAGGUGAAGUCUGCCCAGGAUACACUUUAUAUACCCCCCCUAGCGCCGCGCCAUACAAAAAAACGACGCAGCUCGCGGUGAUGGGGCAGUCCCGAGUGGUACACGUUCCAGGAGACCUGCUCCACGGAAGAUACAAGAGAUUCGCCUCAGAUCAAUUGUAUAUGUGCCAUACACGGAAGCCGAUUUCAUCGGCGAACUACCUUGCUAUCAUACCUCAUUCACAGGACGAUGAAAACGCCAUCCUGGAAUACGCAAAACAAAUCGAACCAACGGUUUUUGCCGAAGCGCCAAUGCCACGGUACGUCACCACGUUCCCACACAGCAGGACAUCCGACUACCAGGACAGAAUCGAUCGAUUCAGCAAGUACAAGGAAAACAGUGAAUUCGGAUGCAGAAUCCUCCUCGAGAACCUCCGCAUCGGUUUGUCGGCCCAAGAAGUCAAAGAAAGUAUGGAAAUCGAUUACAAGCAAUGGCCAGCAAAGGUGACCCUCACAAAGACCGUGCUCAACCAGUCCGGCAUCAUCAAGGCCCGAGUCGUUAUCGACGGCAAGACGACGGCAGGAGCAUGGACGAAUCGCGACGAAGUAAUCAUCAGUUUUACCGGAGAAGCCCAACUAGCUGUCAUCGCGCGACUGAUGAAAAUCUCCUUCGAGGGCAACCCUAUCGAACGAACCAUCUGUGAUACGAUCCCCAAUAUCAUCGACUACAGCCGACUCGACCCCAUAGCCGUGCCAGACAUGGAAUACGACGCCACCGUCUACAGGCUCAGCGAACACCGCCCAUCGUGGAUCCAGGAAACCUUGAAGAAAGGAUUCGGCCAUCUGAAGCCCCAUCAGCCAGCCUACCAGAUGAUCGACACACUGUACAACAGCCAACGUGGACGCCGUCACUUGGAAGAAAUCCCGACUACCCGGAGAGUCCCGACAUUGGAUAAGCGCAUCCCGACUUCCACCACGGUCGACAACACACCCCGACAGCUGACGAACGAGCAGCGACAGGCAAUCGCGCUUAUCGCUAGCGGCACACCUAUCGGAGCAAUCCUGGCAGCUUUCGGCACUGGUAAGACGACCACAAUCGCCGAAGCCGUGGCCCACAUCGCCGAGCAAAGUCGAAACCGCGUGAUCGUAUGCAGCAACACAAACAACGCGGUCGGCCAGCUCGUAAACGCCAUUCUCGCCACGAACAACGAGAACCGGGAGCGAAUCGUCCACCGCUUCAAAGCCGAGGGCAUCGCGGAGACGAUCAGUACUGAUGGCGAUCUCCCUACCCUGGCCCAAUCGAUCCUCGAAGACCCGGCCGGAGCACCACUGACAACGACCGAUCGCCAAAAAGUCAUCGAAUUCGUUCGAAGCCGCCGAUUGAUCCAGGGCUACUUCGCUAACACCCUGACGCUCGUCAGCGACAUCCUUGAAGCCGAAAGAAAUCUGAUGCACGACGAGAUCCCAGGAGACAACGCUAGGGCCGUGUACGACAUCAUCGCCCGGUGGAGGAGGCCCCACGUCCUGGCAGCAACAAUCAACUCGUUGCCAAGGCUCCAAACUGGACUCUUCGAGCAAACCCUCCAAACGGUCCGGACGAUUAUCAUCGACGAGAGCAGCGUGAUGCCGGAAGCCGCCCUCGUUGCCAUGGCCUGCCGUUUCCCCGACGCGUCCAUUUAUCUGGUCGGCGAUACCAAGCAAAGCCGGCCCUACUCCGCCCUGAUGCCACAGGCGCAGCCGAUCGAUUACGCCCUCAGGCAAGCUCUAGCCGUGGCGAUGAAUUCAACCCAGGUCCCCACGGUAUUCUUCGAGAAAACGUGGCGGGCCCACCCUUUAGUGGCGGAGUUCGCUUCCCACUUUUUCUAUGAAGGUCGUUUGACGACCGAAGUUACGGAUAUGCAGAGACCCGCUUUUAAGAGGCUACAUCUCAAUCUCCCUAAAGCGGGGCCUCUCGUUUUUGUCACCUACGAGGGAACCGCGGCGCGUUCUCCGGGUGGCAGUUUGUCGAACACGGCUGAGUGCGAAUACACACGCCAGAUCCUCGACCGGAUCCGACAGAGCUACCCCCUCCGAAAGACGAUGGUUAUCACAUUCUACAACGCCCAAGGUGAGGAGGUCGACCAAAUGCUCAAAGACCUCGCCUGGGCCGAUACGCGACGCACCAGCGUCGAAAGAUCGCAGGGUGCUGAGACCGGGAUCGCUUUGGUCCUCACGACCCGAUCCGAACGCGCUCAAGAAGGUGACUGGUUCACCGACAGACUGCGAGCCUGCGUGGCACUGACCCGAGCCAGGGACGCUGUCAUCAUUUUGGGCACUAAAGAGGCGUUCGCGUCAGAUUGGUGGACCCAAGCUUUCCAGUCAGCUGAAGGAGAAGGCAUGGUCACAUCCAUCGAUGCCCUUCUGGCCCACCCACAACACCUA
This is a messenger RNA of Mesorhabditis spiculigera, 3546 nucleotides long. The record is from the annotation of a GenBank genome assembly. Lineage: Eukaryota; Metazoa; Nematoda; Chromadorea; Rhabditida; Rhabditidae.